Messenger RNA from Periconia digitata, 752 nucleotides. NCBI's taxonomy places the organism in Eukaryota, Fungi, Ascomycota, Dothideomycetes, Pleosporales, Periconiaceae. The record is from the annotation of a GenBank genome assembly.
UCCACUGCGCUGGAUUUAUCGAAUCGGUCCGAAGCUGAAUGUUGCAAAGAGGUCUGCGAGAGAUGCACCAGUCCUUCACGAGGCGGGGUGAAUUGUCUCAGACGUACCCCACUCUCGGCAAAGAUCUCAGCAGUCUUUGUAUCCACGAGAUAUCCUUGAUUGUAAACGACCUCGCUGAUGCCGACCUGGGUGAUUUUGACGCUGCAAGUAAGGCAAGGACACGUAUUGCAGUAGAGCGUGGCAUUUUCUCCGAUGCGGUCACGGCCAGCCUCGAGAAGAGCAUUUUCCUCGGCAUGGAGACAUAGACAUGCAGAAAGGUCCGAUCCGCCCUUCGCAGCGCCGUUGCAGCGUGCGCACCCUCCUCCAUUGCAAUUAGUCAUACCCCUGGGGGUGCCAUUGUAGCCGGUGCUGAUAACCCUCUUCUCCCGCACGACGACGCAUCCGACGCGCCUCUUCAUACAGUUGCUUCUAUGUGCAGCGAGAUCUGCAAGCUGCAUGAAAUAUUGGUCCCAGCUAGGACGCAGGCGGGCUUCGUUGGGCAGAUCGAGGGCAUUCAAGGCUGUAUACAGAGGUGGAAGUAGAGUAGCCGAGUUGAGCAGCUUCAACUGGGCUCGUUCAAAGAUGACUUGAAGACCAGUAUUUGGGGCAAACAGGUGGUCAUCGUUUCUCAGGACAAACUCUUCGAGAGUGGGAGGGGUGAGCUUGCUAGCGGCGCACCGAACGGACGACGCAGCAGGGCAUCGAGCACCUUG